GAUCUUUCAAAGUCGCCGUGUUUUCUUAUUGUAUAAAAACAUUAAAAUAAUCACAAAAUGUACACAGAGGUGGAUGUAUUCGUUAGUAAUUACACUCUAAUAGACCCUGAAAUAUAUCAGUUAUGGAUAGAAGGUUGCUCAUCAAGCGAAGCAGUGUCCACACUGCACCAGCGCGGCGUUGCCAAGCAGAUGGGGGCCUCCGUUGAGCUCAUCGCCAGUGAUGUUCUGGAUCACUACAGGACAUUUGCGCUCCUGGAGAGACUCCUCACAGUGCCCACCAAGCUGUCGGAGCAGAUGGUGUUCCAGAUAGAUGAGGCUACCAAGCAGAUGCUCAUUGAGAAGUAUUAUGAGUUGGACGAUGCAGUAAUAAGGGAGCUACUCGGUCGAAAACUUUCGUCACGGCAUAGAAAAGAUUUGGAUGAGGUGGCGGAGCGCUCGGGCGCGCCGCUGCGUUGCUGCCGGCGACAGUUCGACAACGUGCGCCGCGUGUUCCGGGGCGUCGAGGAGAUGCCUGGCAACGUCGUCGCCAAUAUUAGGUCGACGUUCUUACUGUCAGAGCCGCUGGCCAAGAAAUAUGGCGCGGUGGUGUUCAUAGCGUGCAUGCGAUUCGAGACCACGAAACGCAAGCUACAGUAUCUGUGCUUCAACGACUUCUAUCACUGCGCUCAGUCAAUAAUGACCUCCUGGACGUAUUCGUGCACCGGCCCUGAGUACUACGACACGGAGAUGGACCGCGAGUUCCUGCUAGAGCUGAGGGAGCUACGCAUCCUCUUGGAUAAAGAGAAGGAACACAAACACUUGAUAUGUAUGCGUCUGAAACCGAAGCUAUUGGAGAAGUCGUACCAAGAGUUAGAACUGAACUUCAGGUUAUAUACGAGAGCUCUGGUGGGCCUGGCGUGCAACCUGCAUCGAGGGAGAGAGCUGAGGUCGCUCUUUAUUGACCUAUUGGAAAGAUGUGUGGAGCCAUUACGAGCAGGCGGCUGGCCGCGCACCGACUUGGCUCAGUUUUUGAGCGCGUACGAGCAUUGUGCGCUACAGAUGGACGUGCUAAGAGAAGCUGAUUUGAAGAGCGUCUGGGAGAGAUACAUGAAAGUAGUCAGCGAAUGCUUGCUCACAAUGUAUCACGCUUAAAUCCAGAAAAUUCAGUGUUAGCAAAACACUAACUUCAACUAAAUUGUUACUAAAGACCACGAAGAAUUUUGUACAUAAUACCUGCCUGUUCCUAUCUAUUGCACGCGCAUAAAUAUGUCGCUGUCCCGCUCUUACAGUGUCAUUAACCGCCGGCAUCAUGGGCGGGACAGUAAUAUAAUUAUGUGCGUGCGAUAGAGAUGGGAAGAGAACAGGCGGCGCGCGCAGUGCACGUAGUGCAGCCGCCGCGAGCACUCGAGCCUGAGGAAGGAUCCCCGACAGGUCCGAAAUAUGUCGCCAAUAGCCACUAAAAAUGCAAGUGAGUGUAACCGUUGUGAUAUAAAUAUUUUCAGAACAGGGGGGCGAUGUACGAAAUCAAAUCAAUCUCGUGGACUCUAGCAUCUUUUAAAUUUCCUGUGUAAAAUUAGGAUCGUUUCAAUUUUCUGAUAUCUAGUUCCGUAAUAGGUACUAUUCAUGGAGUUAACUGUACAAUUCUUUUUUGUGUAGAUAUAGUCUGCCAAAUUGACAGGAAAUAUCCAUAGAAAAAGGCGACAAUAUAGUGAGCGGGAGGGCCGUUUUUCCAUAGAAUUAUUGUAUUUCGCGUUUUCUACUAUUUGGCUAUUGGCUAUAUUAGUUAUAGCAGGCGUGGCUCACUCCGCGAUUUCGUCGCUUUGCUACAGGUAGCUAAAAGUACAUCCGUUCGGCCCCAAUUUUGGGGUUUGCCAUAAGCCGCGCGUGGCGCUGUCGCCACCUAGCGGCCAUAUCUGUGCUGAUCGUAACAGACGCGUUUUGUUAGAGAGUGAGUCUUCUGUACCUAGUACUAUUAUUUAUUCUGUGGUUAUAGACUAGGUAUUAUUAGCUAAUACGACAUAGUAUGUGUGAAAAAGAGACGAACUGAGGUGUAAGUCUCAUGUGUUUAAAUGUAUAAU
This is a messenger RNA of Cydia splendana, 2057 nucleotides long. RefSeq names its product acidic fibroblast growth factor intracellular-binding protein (gene Fibp). The transcript is spliced from 11 exons. Lineage: Eukaryota; Metazoa; Arthropoda; Insecta; Lepidoptera; Tortricidae. Gene Ontology annotation, cellular component: nucleus. The record is from RefSeq and is a predicted model, not a curated record. Bases 58 to 1131 code for a protein of 357 amino acids.